Molecule: messenger RNA, 1035 nt
Organism: Epithele typhae
Lineage: Eukaryota; Fungi; Basidiomycota; Agaricomycetes; Polyporales; Epitheliaceae
Product: glycosyl hydrolase family 62-domain-containing protein
Exons: 4
Coding region: 1-1035 (344 amino acids)
Biological process (GO): L-arabinose metabolic process
Molecular function (GO): alpha-L-arabinofuranosidase activity
Source: RefSeq, a predicted model, not a curated record
AUGUUCAGGUCUCUCGUCCUCCUCCUCGUCGCCGCGGUGUCCUCCGUGUUCGCCGCGAGCGUCGACGCGAGCGCGCUCGCGACGAACGCGACGCUCUCCUCGCGCGCGAUCAGCAGCUUCAAGUGGACGUCGAGCGGCAUCCUCAUCCAGCCCAAGAGCGACGGGAAGGGCAUCGCCGCGCUCAAGGACCCCUCGAUCAUAUACUACAACGGCGCGUACCACGUCUUCGCCAGCACGGCGACCGCCGCCGGGUACAACAUGGUCUACCUCACGUUCACCAACUUCAACAGCGCCCAGAGCGCGACGUUCCACUACCUCGACGCGACCCCGAUCAGCAGCGGGUACCGCGCGGCGCCCCAGGUGUUCUACAUGUCGACGCAGAAGCUGUGGUACCUCAUCUACCAGGACGGCAACGCCGCGUACUCGACCAACUCCGACAUCACGAACCCGUCCGGCUGCUCGAACAUCGGCAGCGGCUUCUGGGUCGACAUGUGGGUCAUCUGCGACUCCAGCAACUGCUACCACUUCUCCUCGGACGACAACGGGCACCUGUACCGCGCCCAGACCACCGUUGCCAACUUCCCGAACGGGAUGGGCAACGUCGUGAUCGCGCUCUCGGACUCGAACAAGAACAACCUGUUCGAGGCCUCGAACGUGUACAAGGUCGGGAGCCAGUACCUGCUCAUCGUCGAGUGCAUCGGGAGCACCGGCCACCGCUACUUCCGCUCCUGGACGGCCUCGAGCCUGAGCGGCUCCUGGACGGCGCUCGCCGCGACGGAGUCGAACCCGUUCGCGGGCUCCAAGAACGUGCAGUUCUCCGGCACCGCCUGGACGCAGGACAUCAGCCACGGCGAGGCCGUGCGCACGAACGUCGACCAGACGAUGACGCUCCCCGACUGCGGCCCGAGCCAGUACCUGUACCAGGGCCUGCCGACGGGCUCGAGCGGGGACUACAACACGCUCCCGUGGAAGCUCGCGCUCCUCACGUCCACCACGGUGCGCGCCCACUCGCCGUCCGGCGGCCCGACGUAUUGA